Messenger RNA from Glycine soja, 977 nucleotides. RefSeq names its product short-chain dehydrogenase reductase 3b-like. The coding region runs from base 84 to 878 and encodes 264 amino acids. The transcript has 2 exons. NCBI's taxonomy places the organism in Eukaryota, Viridiplantae, Streptophyta, Magnoliopsida, Fabales, Fabaceae. The record is from RefSeq and is a predicted model, not a curated record. Gene Ontology annotation, molecular function: oxidoreductase activity.
UGCACUAAUAUAUCAAAGACAUAGCAAAUGUUCCAAGAGACAGUAGCACACAAGCAAAGUAGAAGCCAUAUUAUCAUCAAUUAAUGUCCAAACAAAGGUUGCAGGGUAAGGUGGCUAUUGUAACCGGUGGAGCCACCGGAAUAGGAGCUGAAGCAGUGAGGAUAUUCGUGGAGAACGGUGCUUCCGUAGUCAUAGCAGACAUCAAGGACGAAUUGGGUCACAACUUGGCAACUUCGUUAGGCUUAGACAAAGUGGAUUACCGCCACUGUGAUGUGAGAGAUGAAAAACAAGUUGAAGAAACAGUUUCUUUCACAUUAGAGAAAUAUGGUAGCUUAGAAAUUUUGUUCAGCAAUGCUGGAAUCGCAGGCCCUUUAUCGAGCAUUCUAGACUUCGAUCUGAAUGAAUUCGACAACACCAUGGCCGUGAACCUUCGCGGUGCAAUGGCAGCCAUCAAGCACGCGGCACGUGUCAUGGUGGCCAGAGAGACACGUGGAUCCAUAAUUUGCACGACCAGUGUGGCUGGUUCCUUCGCGGGAUGCGCGGGCCAUGAUUACACCGCAUCCAAACACGGCCUUAUUGGGCUUGUUCGCUCGGCGUGUAGCGAGCUUGGAGCUAAGGGGAUAAGAGUGAAUUCCAUUUCGCCGUAUGCGGUUGCGACGCCUCUGACUUGUGAGACAUUCGAUAUGGAGCCUGGUGAAGUUGAAGCUGCGGGACAUGCUUUGGCCAACUUGCAUGGAAUCACGUUGAAGCCUACUCAUAUUGCUCAAGUUGCUCUUUUUCUUGCAUCUGAUGAAUCGGCUUAUAUAAGUGGACACAACUUGGUGGUGGACGGAGGUUUCUCCGUCGUUAAUCGUGGCCUUCCUAGCAUUAAAAAUUAAAUGAUCCCAUCAUCUGUGAUGCCAGAUGCAAUGAUGCAUUGAAGAAGCCAAUAUUAUAUCAUGUAUGGGUUAUGUUCGGCUAAACUUUUACUAUAUAUA